GCGGCCGGCUCUCGGGGCAGCCAAGCAGCGCCUGCUCCCGGCCGAAACGAGGCCGCACGAACUCGAACGGACCAUUGGGGCAGCCCUGCGGCAAGAACCAUGGCGUUCCGCGCGCUGCUCGCCGCGGCCGCGCUCCAGGUCGUCUCCGGCAAGACUGUGAUCAACCACUACGACGGCACGAACGACCUGAUCAAAAUAACGAAAGAUGACGACAGCGAGACCUAUUUCAAGAUCGACGCGACGGGGGCCAAUUACGAAUUGGGUCUCACCGGCUCCACCAUCAAUAUAAAAGGUGCGGCCUACACGACGUCCGACCGGCGGCUCAAGGACGAUGUCACCGAUCUGGAUGAUGCGACCGCCGCGAUUGAAAAACUCCGCGGCGUGCGCUACAGCUGGGUCAAGGAGGCGCCGGGCGCGGACGGAUCCAAGAGAAGGUUCCUGGGCUUCCUCGCGCAGGAGGUCGAGGACGUGCUGCCGGAGCUCGUGAGCACGGACGCCGCGGGGACGAAGUCCGUCAACUAUGUGGGAGUCGUGCCGGUUUUAGUCGAGGCGCUCAAGGAGGAGCGAGCGUCGCGGACGGCGCUUGAGGCGCGCCUCGACGCCGUCGAGGCGCGACUCAAGGCGUUGGACACAAUUAUAGAGUCAUGAAUAAGAACUGUAU
Messenger RNA from Pelagomonas calceolata, 661 nucleotides. NCBI's taxonomy places the organism in Eukaryota, Pelagophyceae, Pelagomonadales, Pelagomonadaceae. The record is from the annotation of a GenBank genome assembly.